Lodderomyces beijingensis is the source of this 495-nucleotide messenger RNA. The record is from the annotation of a GenBank genome assembly. NCBI's taxonomy places the organism in Eukaryota, Fungi, Ascomycota, Pichiomycetes, Serinales, Debaryomycetaceae.
AUGUCAAAUCAGAGCUCAAACUCAAGAACUCAGGUGCAGCACUCGAACGUGCUUCGUUUACGUCCCACACAAGAUACACCUCCCCAUGAUUCCCACCAGCAACAUCAACAGCAACCACAAUCAUCAUCUUCAUCGUCGGCUACACAUAACCAGACAGAACCUUCAUCAGCGACACGCGAGAAGAGAAGGCAGAAGCAGAGGAAACCGGGUGUGAGGUGGACGGAAGAUGUAGUGGAUAACGAACACAUGAACAAGAAGAAGACCAAGAUAUGCUGUAUAUUCCAUCCGCAGCGCUCGUUUGAUGAAGAGAUGGCAGAUGAUCACGACCACGACCAUGGUGGGCCGUGCUCUAGCUCCUCGGAUUCGAGCAGCGAUUCUAGUGAGGAUGAAUCGGGUGAGGAUGUACUGCGGAGGAAUGGAGGGAAUAAGGUUGGCAAGCCGAAUUCGUAUGAGUAUCAGCCUCAUUAUGAGAACAAGUCUAAGUUGCCCAACUGA